Messenger RNA from Nomascus leucogenys (northern white-cheeked gibbon), 1490 nucleotides. The record is from RefSeq and is a predicted model, not a curated record. NCBI's taxonomy places the organism in Eukaryota, Metazoa, Chordata, Mammalia, Primates, Hylobatidae.
AUGACCCUUGGGGGAAAUCCUGCUGCAAGUGUCUACUCCCCACCACAGACGAACAAAAAGCCUUGGCAUCCACGGGAGGAAGAAGUGUUCAGGCAGCAUGUGACUGGUUGGUUAUUCUCCCACGUCGGUGACCCCUUCCUGGAUGACCCCCUGCCCCGGGAGUACGUCCUCUACCUCCGUCCCACCGGCCCCUUAGCACAGAAGCUUUCCGACUUUUGGCAGCAGUCGAAGCAGAUCUGCGGGAAGAACAAGGCACACAACAUCUUCCCACACAUCACACUCUGCCAGUUCUUUAUGUGCGAGGACAGCAAGGUGGAUGCCCUGGGGGAAGCUCUGCAGACCACGGUCAGUCGCUGGAAAUGUAAGUUCUCGGCCCCGCUGCCCCUGGAGCUCUAUACGUCGUCCAACUUCAUCGGCCUCUUCGUAAAGGAAGACAGCGCGGAGGUCCUCAAGAAGUUUGCUGCUGACUUUGCUGCAGAGGCUGCAUCCAAAACCGAAGUGCAUGUGGAACCUCAUAAGAAGCAGCUACAUGUGACCCUGGCUUACCACUUCCAAGCCAGCCACCUACCCACCCUAGAGAAACUGGCCCAGAACAUUGAUGUCAAGCUAGGGUGUGACUGGGUGGCUACCAUAUUUUCUCGGGAUAUCCGAUUUGCUAACCAUGAGACAUUACAGGUCAUCUACCCCUAUACCCCACAAAAUGACGAUGAGCUGGAGCUAGUCCCCGGGGACUUCAUCUUCAUGUCUCCAAUGGAGCAGACCAGCACCAGCGAGGGUUGGAUCUAUGGUACAUCCUUAACCACCGGCUGCUCUGGACUCCUGCCUGAGAAUUACAUUACCAAGGCUGAUGAAUGCAGCACCUGGAUAUUUCAUGGUUCUUACUCAAUCUUAAAUACAUCAUCGUCCAACUCUCUCACAUUUGGGGAUGGAGUAUUGGAGAGGCGGCCGUAUGAGGACCAGGGGCUCGGGGAGACAACUCCUCUUACUAUCAUCUGCCAGCCCAUGCAGCCGCUGAGGGUCAACAGCCAGCCUGGCCCCCAGAAGCGAUGCCUUUUUGUGUGUCGGCAUGGUGAGAGGAUGGAUGUUGUGUUUGGGAAGUACUGGCUGUCCCAGUGCUUCGAUGCCAAAGGCCGCUACAUACGCACCAACCUGAACAUGCCUCAUAGUUUACCUCAGCGGAGUGGUGGUUUCCGAGAUUACGAGAAAGAUGCUCCCAUCACUGUGUUUGGAUGCAUGCAAGCGAGACUAGUGGGUGAAGCCUUAUUAGAGAGCAAUACCAUUAUCGAUCAUGUCUAUUGCUCCCCGUCCCUUCGCUGCGUUCAGACUGCACACAAUAUCUUGAAAGGUUUACAACAAGAAAAUCACUUGAAGAUCCGUGUAGAGCCCGGCUUAUUUGAGUGGACAAAAUGGGUUGCUGGGAGCACAUUACCUGCAUGGAUACCUCCAUCAGAGUUAGCUGCAGCCAACCUGAGUGUUGAUACAACCUACAG